This is a messenger RNA of Anneissia japonica, 3182 nucleotides long. Its product is annotated as nicotinate-nucleotide pyrophosphorylase [carboxylating]-like. Gene Ontology annotation, molecular function: nicotinate-nucleotide diphosphorylase (carboxylating) activity. NCBI's taxonomy places the organism in Eukaryota, Metazoa, Echinodermata, Crinoidea, Comatulida, Comatulidae. Gene Ontology annotation, cellular component: cytoplasm. Gene Ontology annotation, biological process: quinolinate catabolic process; NAD+ biosynthetic process. The record is from RefSeq and is a predicted model, not a curated record. The transcript has 4 exons. The coding region runs from base 161 to 1093 and encodes 310 amino acids.
AAUUUCAGCAAAAUCUAUUUGGAAAUCGGCCCUUAAUUUUCUGAAAUGCACGGACGGAUUUCUAGGAUUUGCGCAGAGGAUAAAUUCCCACGAAGGCCUUACUAUACAGUCUGGUGCUUGCGUAAACAGCAGUCAUACUCUGUAUAAGCAGGUUGUGAGAAUGUCAGAAUCCAUUGUCCUGAAGAACACAGUCCAGGAUUUUUCAUCAUUGUUACACCCAGUAGCCAUACAAGAGCUGGUUGAAAGAUGGCUCCAAGAGGAUACACCCAGCUUUGAUUAUGGAGGAUUUGUUGUUGGAAGUAAACAGGAGUCUGCAGUGUUGCUAUGCAAAUCCAGAGGUGUUCUUUGUGGAGUCCCUUUCUUCAGCGCUAUUUUCACCAAACUAGGGUGCACUGUGGAGUGGUACUUCUCUGAAGGAGAGCUACUACAGCCAGUUUGUACCGUUGCCACAGUAACAGGACCUGUUAAGAAUAUCCUACUGGGUGAAAGAAUAGGCUUGAACUGCAUCACAAGGGCUAGUGGAAUAGCUUCCAUAGCACGGGAAAUGUCAGAUAUGGCUAAAGAAGCUGGAUGGCAUGGAAAAGUAGCUGGGACAAGGAAGACCACUCCUGGAUUUAGAAUGGUUGAAAAGUAUGCAUUGUUGGUGGGAGGGGUCUCAACACAUCGCUAUGAUUUGUCUUCAAUGAUUAUGUUGAAGGAUAACCAUAUAUGGAGUGCAGGAAGCAUUGCAAAGGCUGUGGAUGCUGCACGGAGUGUUGGAGGAUUUUCAAUUAAGAUUGAGGUUGAAUGUCGGAGUAUAGAGGAAGCAACCGAAGCUGCCACAGCUGCAGCUGACGUUGUCAUGUUAGAUAAUUUCCACCCAAAGACUCUCCAUCCAGCAGCCAAGGUUGUCAAGGAAAGGUUUCCAAAUGUAACUGUAGAGGUCAGCGGGGGAAUUACCAAAGACACAUUACAAUCAUAUUUUGGGGAAUAUGUUGAUGUUGUGUCCCUUGGUAAGUUAACGCAAGGCUAUCCAACAGUGGACUUCUCUUUGAAGAUUUGCAAAGAAGGACAUGACCCCACAAAUCCACUUGUUACAAACAUAGGAAAAUGAAUAGGUUAUCCAUAGGAAAUCACUGAAAAAAGAGCUUUUUUAUGGCGUUGAAAAUCAUGGUGUUGAUUCCUUGUUGCUUUUGACGGUGAAGGGCAUGGUUAUGGACACUUGAUAAAACCUACAGAAUUUCAUCAUUAAAAAAGAUUACCAUAGUAGGUAUUUAUUAUAUAUAUGAAAUAAAGCAUUCCCUAUUUAAAUACAGUAUAUUCAGUGUUGUAUCAAGGAGUGUUGAAAUGUGGGGGGGGGGGCGAUGGUGGCACGUAGGUGAAGUGAUUAAGUGAGGGGGGUGGCCACUAGCUCACAAAAUAAGGUGAUUUUUAUCUACUUGAAUGGGGAAAUAACUUGGUGGGGGGGGGGGCAAGUUUUUGUAGUGGUAUAAGCAUGCACCCUCCCCUAGAUACCUCACUGAGAAUAUUACAUAUUCUAUAUAAAUGUAGUUAUCUUUUGAACUGUUGUUGAUUGAGCAACCGAGAAUAACAUUCUCAUGCAACCGUUACUGAAAUACCCAUUCUUAUGUAUUCUAUUUAAAUUUAUUUUGUAUAUUGGUUAUGGCUUCACUAGAAAGUGUGGCUGUCUGGGGUUAAGUAGUGGUAUUUAUUAGCAUGGGAUGCUGUAUCAAAUAGAGGUGCUACAAAAAUAACAGAAUAAAACUCAUCAAUAAAUUUCAAAAACAUUUUUCAAGUCUGUAUUGGUGGUGACAGUCUACAAAAUUUAAUUACUCUUUGUUGUGCUCGCAAGUGAUGAUUAUGUUAUAAUUAUUUAUAGCACUAUACUAUAAAAUAAAUUCACUAAGUUUGGCUGGUAGUCUGUUAAAUUUAUCAGUAAAAGUGCCUGUAGGCAACACUUUAAUACCUCGUCUAAUGAAUUUAACUUUUGAGAGAUUACAGCGGGAAAAAAAUAAAAUUUGUUUUGUAAUUUAACUAGCAUAAAAAUUAAGUCUUGACAAAUACACAAAUCUGUGUAUGAGGUAAAAAGUAGCAGAGGGCACCCUUAGGCCCUGCUCUAGGUGUGUAUUGUAAGAGUUUAGUAACUGACUGAUAUAUUCUUUGUUUUGAAGUGAAUAAGAUUUCCCACUGGAAGAUUUCAGGGCAGCAGCAAGAUUAUGGCAAGUUAAAAAAAAAAGUAGUUUCUCGUCCUAAUAUUUUGAAAAAAGGAGAGCGAGGGCACUUUCUUUUUUUUUUUUUUACUCUGAGAUGGAAAACAGUUACUAUACUACUUUCUCAUUUUUACUAUUAAGUAGACACAUUGAAAAGCAAAAAAAAGAAGCACUAGACAUGAUUCAUACCAUAAGUAUUCCCAACCACGAAUGAUCAGGAGAGGAAUUUUACUGAAUGUGAGCCAGAUUUUCGUACAUUUUGUAAAAUUAAAAAAAAAAUUUGGUGAGGCAGAGAAAAUGGAUGCGCAAGGGGACGAGAGACUUGUAAUUUUUUUUUAUUUGGCCUUAACUGUAAAAGGUACAAAAUUACAUAUUUUUGUAACAAAAAUGUUCAUUUUUCAGGGAAGGGGUAUGAUAACAGACAAAAAUAUAAUUAUAUUUUUACUUGCAAAUAAUCAAUGGCCGGUAGGCUUGCAAAACAAGGACUAAAAAAAUAAGCAAAUAUGAUGUAAAAGAAGAAUAAUUCAUCAACUUCACACACAGUAUUUAUUGAAGUAUCUGUCUCGUAACAGCAUUUUUUAUACAGAACUGUUAUCAUCAUCAUUGUUAUUAUAUGCAUUUAAAACAAGACCCUAGGUUCCUAAUAGGUAUAAUAAUACAUUAAAAUAAAUUUUAUUAUCGUUAGUCACUUAAUAUGAGACCAAAGUCUUAAAUCAUAAUGCUUAAAAAGAAAAUCUUUGAGGAAUAAUUCAAAAUACUAUAGAAAUCAUAAAGGUUCUACAAUUUGUUUAUCUCCGAAAUAAAUACAGAUGAAAUUAUAAUGCUAGAUAUACAGAAGUUUUGUUACGAUCUUAAUGUUUUAAAGCAAUUUCAACCUGUAAAUUUUUCAUAUUUAUAAUAUAGUAUUAUUGUUUUUUUUUUUUACAUGUUUGGAAUGCUUGCCUAUUUUAGUGACAUUGUGUUAGCUACGGCUGGAGUAUAUCGGGGGAAAAA